GUAGUGGUACUUCUUUCGAGUUUAAGCAAUCUAACGGAAUUUGCUUCCUCAAUGAAUCAAACCUUGAAUCACAGAAAAUGAACCCAAAUCCCCCUCCAAACCCCUCCUUAAACCCUUCUCAACUGAUCACCACCAUCACCAACCUCCUCACCACCCAAAAAAGCCCCUUAUUGCCGCCCAACUCCGCCCUCCUCCGCCCUUAUCUCCCCCACCUAACCCCACCGAUCCUCCACUCCAUUUUCACUUCCCCCACCCUCCUCUCCUCCCACUCCACUUCCCUCCUCUCUUUCUUCAAGCUGGUGCAAUCCCACAAGCCCUGCCUCACCCUCCCCCUCCCUUCCCUAAUCUCCCUCCUCAAUUCCCUCUUCCGCCGCAACAAAUUUGCCGAUGCCAAGGCCCUCCUCCUUUCCUUCAUUUCUUCCGAUCACCCCCGCCACAACCUCCACCACCACCUCCUCCACCCCUCCAAAUCCCUCCCUCCGCCCAAUAAUGCCCUUUUGGACACUUCCAUUGGUGCCUACUGCCAAUGCGGCCACACCCACCUCGCCGCCAUGGUUUUCAAGAAGAUGAAGCGCCUCCGCCUUCGCCCGAAUCUACUCACUCUCAAUACCCUCUUGAAUUCGCUGGUAAAGUACCCUUCCACCCACUCAGUCCAUUUUUGUAAAGAGUUAUUGAAUGAUGCUCUUAAGCUCGGCGUUAAGACAAAUACAAAUACUUUUAAUAUCUUGAUAAGCGGAUAUUGUUUGGAAUAUAAGUUCAGAGAUGCUACUAAUUUGUUGAAUGAAAUGAGGGAGUUUGGUUGUGAACCAGAUAGUGUGAGUUAUAAUACGAUAUUGGAUGCCUUAGGUAAGAAGGGUAGGUUGCAAGAGGUUCGUGAUUUAUUGCUCGAUAUGAAGAACAGUGGGUUGGUUCCGGAUAGGAAUACGUAUAAUAUCUUGGUUAAUGGGUACUGUAAAAUGGGGUGGUUGAAGGAUGCUGCUAAGAUCACUGAGUUGAUGACCCAAAAUAGUUUGUUGCCUGACAUUUGGACUUACAAUAUGUUGAUUAACGGGUUGUGCAAUGAGGGAAGGAUUAAUGAGGCCUUUAAGCUUCGUGACGAUAUGGAGGGGUUGAAAUUGUAUCCCGAUGUGGUUACUUAUAAUACUUUGAUUAACGGGUGCUUCGAAAAUGGAAAGAGUUCUGAGGCUUUUCAGUUGCUUGAGGAGAUGAAAGGAAGAGGAGUGAAACUAAAUGAGGUUACUCAUAAUAUCGUGGUUAAGUGGUAUAGUAAUGCAGGGAAGAUGCGUGAAGCUAGUGAUGUUUUACGUAGGAUGGAAGAGGAUGGGUUUUCUCCAGAUUGUCUAACCUACAACACUUUGAUAAGCAGAUACUGCAAAGCUGGGAACUUGGCUGAAGCUUUUAGAAUGAUGAACGAAAUGGGUGGUAAAGGUUUGAAAAUGGAUACUGUGACUCUGAAUACUGCUCUUCACUCUCUUUGUCAACAAAGGAUGCUUAAUGAGGCACGUGACUUACUUAAGAGUGCAGUAAAGCGAGGUUAUAUUGUCGAUGAAGUUAGUUAUGGCACUCUAAUUGUCGGUUACUUUAAAGAUGAAAAUGUGGACACAGCUCUCAAGCUCUGGAGUGAGAUGAAAGAAAAAGGUAUUUGUCCCAGCAUUAUCACAUACAACUCUGUGAUAGCAGGGCUUUGCAAGACUGGAAAAACUGAACAAGCAAUGGGGAAACUCAAUGAGCUUUUGGAGAAUGGGUUGGUCCCUGAUGAAAUUACCUACAACACAAUUAUUCAAGGCUACUGCUGGGAGGGAAAUAUUGAGAAAGCAUUUCUCUUUCACAAUAAAAUGGUUGAGAAAUCAUUCAAACCUGGCAUCUAUACAUGCAAUAUUCUUCUUCGUGGGCUUUGCAGGGAAAGGAUGCUUUCAAAAGCUAUCAAGCUAUUUAAAACAUGGAUAUCGAAGGGGAAAGUUCUUGAUGCAGUAACUUACAACACAUUGAUAACGGCCUUAUGUAAAGAAGGGAGGCUGGAUGAGGCAUUGGGCCUUGUUGCUGAAAUGCAAGAAAAGAAGCUAGAGCCUGACAGUUACACAUAUAAUGCCAUUGUUGGUGCAUUUGCUGAUGUGGGAAGAAUAAAUGAAGCGAAGGAGCUCCUGCCAAAAAUGGCUGAAAUGGGAAUAUCAUUUGACCUACCUGCAGCAAUAAACAAAGAGCAAGAUGCCGCUGGUGAAUCAUCAGAUCAGUUUGAUCAAAGUUCUAUUGCUACUGCAGAGCAGAUAACUGAGCUAUGUACUAAAGGGAGAUUCAAAGAUGCCAUGCACAUAUAUGGAGAAAUGACUAAGAAGGGUAUUGCUGUUCACAGAUCUGCAUAUAUUGCCCUAAUGAAUGGGCUUGUCAAGAGGAGGAAAAGUACACUGAAGUCUGUUUGAUUUUUGUUUUGGUGUUGCGUGGCUCAUCUCCUUUGCAAACUGGAAAAAUAUAGUUGGCCAUACCAAGUAAGUUAUUGGAGGUGGCUGUCUGUGUUGCUGCUACAUGAGCAAGAGGUUGACUGUGGACCUUCUUUCUUCAAGUUCGAGUGUCAGGAUGAGCAUCUGAAAACUGGUUGGGUUUCAUUUUCAACUGCUUCAGGUUGGUUUUAUGGUGGCAAUCACAUUAGCAUUCAGAUCUUGUGGUGUUUGAUGUGGUAAUGCCACUCUGAAGGUGGAAUUCCCUUCCCUUUUAUGUUAGUGUCUGCUGAGGUGGCUGUUGUCAGUAGCAGUGGAGCAGGUUUAUCUAGAGCUGUUAUGGAGUAUAUCCUGUUUAGAAAGCAUUGACAAGAUUGAGAGAAAACCUUUCCAGGAUCUACACAGUAGAAUUUACAGGUGUAACUUUGGUCUUACCAGGGAGGCUGUUUUGAGAUAAACAGGAUUCAUGGGCUUUUCCCUGUUGGUCCCUUUUGCUGCUGAUAUGAUAUUGGAGCGAGUGGGUACCCUCUAUUUGAUUAUCAAAUAUCGUAGGAAAGUUGAAGCUCUAAUUGAUGCUGUAAUUGCGAUGCUAUUUUCACAGAUGAUAAGGUAGAAGACAAAGGUUCAGCAUACUUGGUGCUCUAUGUGAAACAGGUGGAUGGGCUGCUGAGAACACAGAUCAUCUGCUGCCUUAUCGGGUCUUGUCUGGUACCUAAAAGCAUAUAAGAUUUUAGGAUGGCUUGUGAUUGCUGAGUGCUAUCAGGAGCUGGAUUAGUUUCUGUUGUCUGACGCCUAGCUAAGAGCAUAAAAUUUUGACGUGGUGGUGAGAGAAGACAGAGUUUCCAAAACAGAAAGGCAUGGCAGCCUUGCCACUCAAGCUAUUUUCUGGACACUUUGUUGGAAAAGAAAUUGGAGAGCUAUAGUUUUGGCAGUUGUAAUAUGUAGAGCUAUGGUAUGACCCCUGAUUUGUUCUGUCCAUUACCUUGGAGAUCCCUUAUCCCAUGGAUGGUUAGAUUAUUCUUUUGCACUGCUUUUUGGCAGUUAAUUGUAUACUUUGUAUAGGCAUUACUCCUUGUACCAAAACAAUAUUAUCUCAUGUGUUGUCAGAAGUAUAGGUGCCCUCAUAGAGGUUGCAGAAAUUCUUGGCAUACCAUUGAUUCUAUGCAGCGACAGGAAAAUUCGAAGACUAGCUUAA
Molecule: messenger RNA, 3627 nt
Organism: Coffea eugenioides
Lineage: Eukaryota; Viridiplantae; Streptophyta; Magnoliopsida; Gentianales; Rubiaceae
Product: pentatricopeptide repeat-containing protein At2g16880
Exons: 2
Coding region: 78-2417 (779 amino acids)
Cellular component (GO): chloroplast
Molecular function (GO): protein binding
Source: RefSeq, a predicted model, not a curated record